Molecule: messenger RNA, 819 nt
Organism: Clonostachys rhizophaga
Lineage: Eukaryota; Fungi; Ascomycota; Sordariomycetes; Hypocreales; Bionectriaceae
Source: the annotation of a GenBank genome assembly
AUGCCUUCAUAUCUUAUUACCGGUGCUUCUCGUGGUUUGGGCUUCGAGUUCCUUCGCCAGUUAUCCAAUAAUUCCAAGAACACGGUGAUCGGUCUUGUGCGCGACAAGAAAACGGCCGACGACAAGGUUGCCAAAGAGCUGAACAGGCCAAACGUCCACAUUGUUGAGGCAGACAUCAACAAUUACGAUACUUUAAAGGCAUCUGCGGACGAGGUUUCACGCAUCCUCGGCGGGAAGCUUGACUACCUCAUUGCGAACGCCGCAUUGAUGUCCCAGUGGUCUGCGUUUGAUCCACUUGGUGCCUUAGGCGGUGAGCCGCAAAAGCUAUCCCAGGAUAUCCUAGAUACGUUCAGCACCAAUGUCCUUGGGAAUAUCCACCUCUUCAAUGUCUACGUACCGCUCCUUAAAAAAGGCGACGGCAAGAAAGUCCUCACUAUAACUUCGGGAGCAGGUGACAUCGAGCUUGUUAACCAAAUUGGUUACUCAGGCGGCGCCCCUUAUGCCAUCAGCAAGGCAGCCAUGAACAUGGUCACAGCCAAGUACAAUGCACAAUACGCACCCGACGGCAUCCUGUUUUUCGGAAUUAGCCCUGGUGUCGUGAACACAAGCGAAGGCAACGUUGAACCGACACCAGAGCAACUGGAAGGCAUUGCAGAGAUGGUCAAACGGUUCCAAAUACAUGAGCCUAAUUUCAAUAGCUUCCUGACACCGGAGGAAUCCGUAAAGACUGUUCUAUCUAUCUUCGACAAGGCUAGUUUGAAGGAUGGUUAUGGCGGUGGCUUUGUAUCUCACCUCGGAAAGGGUGAGAAGUGGCUGUAA